AUGGCGGACGGGAUGAAGGAGAUGACGAGUGAGGCUAGGAAGCCAAGAACUGUGAAGAGAGCAGAGCAACUCGCCACCUUGGACACCGUCCGAUGGCCGCUCCGGUCCUGGCGGCAAACACCGCUCCUGGUCCUCAUGGCAAUGAGGGCCAGUGGCAGGAGCCCAGCUCAUCGCAAGACCGCCGAGUUGUCACAGGCUGACGAAAAAGUACCCGCUGCCUUUUUCUCCGGACAGCGUCCCCUGUCUUCUCUUAGAUGGGAUAGCAGCGGUGUUCAGCACAAUCCGCUGGCCGCUCCGGAGUCAAGACCGUGUCUCGUCGGUCUCGUCGGGAACGCCUCGGCAGGUCGUGCGAGGCCGCAAGGACCGGAGCGGCCGACUGUGAGGGUGUCCAAGCAUAAAUCGCCAAGCCCAAUGCAAAAAAAGUGCUCUCUUACAUCUCAGCAAAGUUUUCCUUUAAUGUCCACCCGAGGCCGAUCCAUGGCUCUUAGUCCAAAUUCAAUCGUAGUGAGAUAA
Molecule: messenger RNA, 513 nt
Organism: Puccinia graminis f. sp. tritici CRL 75-36-700-3
Lineage: Eukaryota; Fungi; Basidiomycota; Pucciniomycetes; Pucciniales; Pucciniaceae
Exons: 2
Coding region: 1-513 (170 amino acids)
Source: RefSeq, a predicted model, not a curated record